CGGAGAGACAGGAGGGAGGGGGAGAGAGGGCGGUUAUUAGGCGGCGCCAUUCCCGGUCACAACCCGCACCCCACCGUACACAGAGAACCCGGGGCGCCCCCAGCCAUAGGCCGGCACACUCACUCUCCAGUUUGUACAAUUUGGGACAUCCCCAGAAAAUGUGUCUUAAGGACCCCCUCCCCCCAAGCCCUCCAGCAGAGAUCCGAAUUAUCAGUUACUAAGUUUAGUUGAGUGCUCAGAAUCUGCGGUAGUCCCUGGAGAGGAUGAAGUGGUGAAAGGAUGGGGCUUUCUCCUGAAAGAUUGCACAAUGGCCAGAGAGGACUCUGUGAAGUGCCUGCGCUGCCUGCUCUACGCCCUCAAUUUACUUUUCUGGCUGAUGUCGAUAUGUGUUUUGGGAGUUUCCGCUUGGAUGAGAGACUACAUAAAUAAUGUGCUAACACUGACUGCUGAAACAAGAGUGGAGGAUGCAGUUCUUCUCAUCUACUUCCCUGUGUUCCACCCAGUGAUGGUCGCUGUCUGUUGUUUCCUCAUAAUUGUGGGCAUGCUGGGUUACUGUGGCGCUGUGAAGAGCAAUCUUCUACUUCUUGUGUGGUAUUUUGGGAGCUUGUUAAUCAUUUUCUGCAUUGAGUUGGCAUGUGGUGUAUGGACAUAUGAGCAAGAAAUCACGCAUGAUCAUGGAUUUUUGCAGGCUGUAAUUCAGUGGUCGGAUAUGAUUAGUUUGAAAUCAAGAAUGCCAAACUAUGGAUUACCCAGAUAUCAGUGGUUAACUAAUGCAUGGAAUUUCUUUCAACGAGAGUUCAGGUGCUGCGGAGUGGUAUACCUAACAGACUGGCUGGAGAUGACAGAGAUGGAUUGGCCCCCUGAUUCCUGUUGUGUGAAAGAAUACCCAGGUUGUUCCAAACAAGCACAUCAUGGAGAUCUCAGUGAUUUGUAUCAAGAGGGCUGCAGCAGAAAAAUGUACAGCUUCCUGAGAGGAACCAAACAAUUGCAAGUGUUAAGGUUCCUUGGAAUUGCCAUUGGUGUCACACAAAUUCUAGCUAUGAUUCUCACUAUCACCUUGCUGUGGGCUUUGUACUAUGAUAAAAAGGAUCCUAGAGCAGAACCAAUCCUACCUCUGAGCCAUGAGGAUGUCCAGCACAAUUGUCAUCCAGUAGAGAUAUUACCAGCAAACCACACAAGGAUUCCCGAUCAAAGAACUACUGCUAAUGGAUUUAAUACAUACCUUGAAAUGGAUGAAUUGUGAUAGGCUGUCAUACAAAUAACUCUUUGUAGCACAGUAUUGUCUAUAUAAUCUACAUAGUAGAUGGGUACACUGUAAGAAACAAUGUUAGCGUCAACUAUGAAAAAUGUUCUUGCUGAUCAGACUUACAUGGAGUACUUAAAGUAAAUUUUACUUAAAGGUUAAGGGAAAUCAAUUUUUUUUCUAAUCAACUGGUGCUAACAGUUAAACAGAUUUGUAAAUUAUUCUAUUUAAAAAUCUUAACCCUUCCAGUACUUAUCAGCUGCUGUAUACUACAGAGGAAGUUAUUUUGUUUUUGAAUUUGUUUUCGGUCUGACCACAGUGCUCUCUGCUGACACCUCUGUCCAUGUCAGGAACUGUCCAGAGCAGAGGCAAAUCCCCAUAGCAAACAUAUGCUACUCUGGACAGAGGUGUCAGCAGAGAGCACUGUGAUCAGACUGUAAAGAAAUAUACAACUUCCUCUGUAGUAUAUAGCAGCUGAUAAGUACUGAAGUAAUUUACAAAUCUGGCUUUCUGGCACCAGUUGAUUAAAAAAAAAAAAAAAAAACUGUUUUCCACCGGAGAACCCCUUUAAGACUACAGCAUGUUUUUGAUGAAAUAUGUAAUGUUGGAUUUUUUUUUAUAUAUUCAAUUCCCCUUAUUUAACAGUUACUUGUUAUUACCUUAGAUGGUAUAGAAUCAAUAUUUCAUUACUGGAGUGACUGAAAUGAAAUAGAAAAGUGCCGAAAUCUACCUUUCGGCACAUUUAGACUUUCAGUGUAGUAACCUGACUCAUUGAUUCUGUUCCCAGAUACUUGGAUAAGGAUCUGAUAUGCUGUGAUAAUUGUUGUGUAUAUUUUCUAUUCAUGUGACAUACUGUAUUACAAGGUAGGAAAUGUAUUGUGGGAAACAAUAUCAUUGACACAAGGUCAGUUUUACUACGUAAAUGUUUCUCAUGAGAUAAAACAAAUCUUUAGCUUUGUCAAAUUCAGACAGAUUUUAAAUGAGAUACAUAAGUCUUCUAUGUGAUAAGUCCAGAUUUGCUAGAAUAUUGCUGUGUGUUUCUCUCCAGACCCCCUAUCUAUCUAUCUAUCUAUCUAUCUAAUCUAUGAGCUGUGAAUGGAUUUACCACUACUGAUUCAUGGCUAAAUGAUGAAAAUCAAACUAUGGCCUAAUAUAGCAACCUGAAUGUAUAUCUAUUGUAAAGAAUAUUUGCUAUAAUGAUUUUGCUGUAAACUUUAAAGGGGUUGUCCAUUUUUUCCCCAAUUCCUUUUCUGUUAGAGGGUCACUAGAGAUUGAAAUGAUUACAGGUUAUCCCUCUGCAGGGAAGCAAUUGUUCAUAUCCCCUGCUUUGUGGAAAUAAAGCAUUACACUGUUCUCUUUAAAACCAGUGGGCUGUUAUAGAGAUUCUGAACAAGGAAUCCCCUCUACACCAACAACUCUCUAAUAGUGUAUUGAAAGGCUGGUUUUCUAAACUACUAAACCCUUUGAUGUACAAAGAAACAAUGCUGUAAACUAAUUGUAAUAUAUGCUUGCUUACCCAUACACACAAUGGCUGGAACUUGGAAGAAUUCUUAUGUAAUAUUUGUUUAUAUAUUUGUUUUAAUAGAACAUGGAUUCUUUUUACUGCUGUGGGAUUCCAGCUUGGUGUUCAUACGUUAUAAAUUGUCUCCCUGGAAGCCAUUAAACUAUUUCCUUGCUAAUCUGUAUUAAUAUUUUAUUUCCUUUUCCCAUUCUUAGCUUUAAAAUGUAAUAUAUCUGAAUGAGUGUGGCCCAGUAAUAGUCCCUCCUGCAGAAUACCCUGGAGAUGUUCUGUGACUACAUUGUAAAAGGUCCUCACUAGAUCAUGGUCAUUUAUUACUGUUAAACAAACAAUAAAAGUGUUGUCCAGCUCAUUGCUUACUAUAGUCUCAGCUUCUGUUGCCCUAUCACGUGUCCACGAUCCCGGACACCGUGCGACUUGCAGCAUAAACAAACCUGUAUAUAAAAAUUAAAGGGGUACUCCCGUGGGAAACGGUUUUUUUUAUUUUUUUUUAAAUCAACUGGUGCCAGAAAGUUAAACAGAUUUGUAAAUUACUUCUAUAAAAAAAAUCCUUCCAGCUUUCUUCCCCCCUGGUUAGUGCGGGGGAAGAAAGCUGACCGUUUUCCUUUAAGAAUAAAGUGCUUAGUCUCAUUUUUGAAUCCAUUUCUGUUUUUGUUUAAGGCUUGGGAGAAACCGUUUAAGCUGGCAAUGUAUGAAAAAGGUUCUUGUCAAUACAGUGAUUUACAUUAUUUAUAGAAAUAGAGAUGUAGCUGAGCACCACUUGUUAUUUCUCACUUUGGGACUAUAAAGCUCAUUCGUUUCUGCCCUUUUAUAAUAAUGUACUUAGAAUUGGUAAUAUUUACACAAAAAAUGUAAACAUUAGCCCUGGAGGGAAAUAAAAAUUCCUGCAAAUGAGUUUGAGGUAAGCGGUGUCAAAACUCACUAAAACAAGAUGCAUUCAACAAGAGAUUCUGACAGCUAUUUCACCCGCAUUAAACCCAAUAUACUGGCUUAUAGUGCAGGAGAAUAGCUGUAAAUAGAAGGCGUACUUAGGUUUUUAGGUUAGGUAUGUCCUAAAUUCUGCCCAUUACAAUGGCCUUUGCACUCCAGCGUGCAAUGAAGGCGGUGAGCAUCAUCAAAUUUAGUCCCCUUUUGUGACGUGAGACCGUGCUGGGUAUGGAUGAGCUUAGUUGGAGAUUCAGGGUCCUAUUCUUAAAAUCACAGGGUAUGGUUGUGGGAGGGUGGGGGGGUGGCUGCGGCAAUGUAGAACUACCUAACACCAAUGUGAAAGCAACUGCCCCCUUAAACAAAACUGUUUGCACCAAUAGCUACCAAGCCUCAUUACCAAAUGUAAUAUUUAGUCUCUCCCAUCAUUGUUAUUGGUAGAUUUUAUACUUCCUGGUUGAAUACUAAAAUCUUUAUGUAUUGGACUUUUUUUUGUGUCAAACAGAACUCUAUUUAUUAUAAACCAAAAGGGCUCAAUAAUAGAGACUUUUAGACCAUGUCCAUAGUAUAUAAAAUACAACAUGAAAUACCAAAAGAAUCACACAGAAAGAAUAAUGCAAACAUUGUGUAUAAUCUUUAUUAACAAAAGGUGAAUAAUAUUAAAAUCAAAUUAAAAAAAGGGAACAGUAACAGACUACUACCCAUGCAACAGACGCCUUAGUAGUCUGUUACUGUCCCCUUUUUAAUUUAAUUUAAAUAUUAUUCAUCUUUUGUUAAUAAAGAUUAUACACAAUUUUUGCAUUAUUCUGUCUCUGUGAUUCUAUUGGUAGAACUCUAUUUUUGUUCCAUCAUUUCUUGCUGUGUAAAAAUUGAUUCCUCUUUCCAUUAUGCUCAAUAAGAUGUUCAACAUAAAUAGUUAUUGGUGGACUGGUUUGGGUUAGCUGUGAUGUCUAGCAUCUGUUUUGUACAUAUAACAGCUUUAACUUAUUUGAUUAUUAGACUUUUAAAAUGUUUUAUGCUAUUUUUUUUUAUUCAUUUCUAUUUUUUGUGUGUUUUUUGUGGGGGGUAAAAUAUAUGAAUGAUGACAAAUGCAUAUUUUUAUAACAUUUCUACACUAUGUACAUUAUGACAAAUUUUAUGUAAAACAUUUUGGGUGGUUGGGCAGGCAAAAUGUACUACUUUUAAUUUUGUAUUUUGUCUUACUCAAAAAUUCAACAUUUACAGAACAAAACAGUCCUGAUAAUAGGACAGUAGUGACAUUUAGGACAUUGUGAUAAAAGGUUUCUAGUGACUACAUGGUCACUGGACUUUGCAGUCCUGUAAAAAUACUGGCCCUUGCACACAGUUCUAUGCUGCCAUGAAACAUUUUUUUUUACUGUACUUUUUAAAUGCCUCCAAUUGUUACCAUAUGCUGUUGGAUGCAGCUAACAGAACUAAUCUUAUGCAAUAGACUUAUAAAUAAUACACUAAUAAACCAUGGUGAUAUAUAAAAUCAUUUAGCACACCCCAAGUGGCUCCAUACUACGGAACAUUUGGUGUGUGAAAUACAUAUUAAAGGACGGGUCAUAUACAGCGCAUACACAGCGGGAAAUACGAUGCAUAUGCGCUUUGAGCAGACACGCAAAACU
Molecule: messenger RNA, 5314 nt
Organism: Hyla sarda
Lineage: Eukaryota; Metazoa; Chordata; Amphibia; Anura; Hylidae
Gene: TSPAN12
Product: tetraspanin 12
Exons: 10
Coding region: 308-1243 (311 amino acids)
Cellular component (GO): membrane
Source: RefSeq, a predicted model, not a curated record